Messenger RNA from Anopheles stephensi (Asian malaria mosquito), 2045 nucleotides. RefSeq lists its product as uncharacterized. The record is from RefSeq and is a predicted model, not a curated record. NCBI's taxonomy places the organism in Eukaryota, Metazoa, Arthropoda, Insecta, Diptera, Culicidae. The transcript has 2 exons. The coding region runs from base 16 to 930 and encodes 304 amino acids.
UGUGGCGCUGUAAAAAUGACAUCAGCACCUUCAUCCAGCAUCCAUUCCCGUGCCGAGCAAGUGCAAGCAAGUUCGGGACAGUGGGCCACGCGACGGGCUAGGCGCUGUUCGGCGGACGGCGUUGGUCUGGAUACGCUUGCGCUCGAACGCUUCCGAGCGUCGCUGGUGCAUCGAGACCGGGGGUUUACCGUGGGCCGAACGUGCGAGCCAGCAUCCGACCAAACCAUUGACGAACGGACGAUCGACGCGAGUGCAUCAGCAGUGCUCCAGCGAACAAUCAACGCGCCAGCGGACGGCAACGAUCAACCGCAGCAAAGCAACACUCUCAAUCCUGACCGCUCGUCGUCCGGCAGCUCGACCGGGACACUGUCAACGCUCUCCUCCUGGACAUCGGGAUCGGAAGGUACGCAAGGCAAACCUGCGCGUGAGCUGGGACGAUCCAUCUCCGUACCGAGUGGUGGCCGUGCGCUGGAACGUAACAACUUCCUGGACAACCUGUGUGCUUCACUGCUGCCCGCAUCCGGUGACGUACUGAGGGCACGGUACAUGAUGGCGGAACCUGGCAAGCAGAGCGAACAGCCAGCACCCGGUCAGAGUGAGACGGUGAUUAGGCGCAGUGUACCGGGGCGUCGUAAUCUGGUCAGCAUGUCCAGCGUGGUGGAGGAGGUGGUGCUCACCAAGGUCGGCAACGCACAAGGUCGUCCACCGACGGGCAAGCGUUCGUUCAGCGCUAUGCAGGACGCUUCGGCAAAGGCUCCGGACGCAUCGCCGAACGCUGGACCGUCAGCUCACGGUAAGGAGGAGGAUGCGGACGAUCUUCCGCCAACUUCGUCCGAGUUGGCCAACACCGUCGAGCCACCGUACCAGAGCCGUCGCACGCUGAAGUACUACACGCGCCGCUAUCGCACGUCCAUCAACUACAACUCCUAGAGUGCUAGACGUCUCAUCCGAAUCGGUGCAUCGGAUGCUAGUGUGCUGUUAGUGUGCUUUUGUAUGUGUUUGUGUAUGCGAGUUUAGAAGCUGUAAUUGGAAGUCAUAUCUAUUACUUCAGAGAAUUUUUUGUGACACCUAGUUCUGGACGUAGUACUCGCACCCCUGUUCUAUCUCGCUCUCGCUCUCUCUCGCUCUCUCCCAUCUCUGCAAACGUGGUGCAGGUGUUUCCGGUAGAAUUUCGUGCAAGCCCACGCAGUAGGAAUGCCCAUUUUCGGGUGUGAAUGUUAUUAAUCACCAGGACCAUGAGCCUCGUUAGUGUCUCCACCGCCGGUAGGGGAGCAAGUUUGUAGAAAAUCUAAUUAAAAAUUGUAACCUUCUGCAACCUCGGAUGGUGGCCCUCGGUGGCGAGACGUCAAAAAAUUUCGCCUCAAUUUACACUCACUCACCAAGGAUGACUUUCGGAUAGAAGAGCACACGUCCUCCGUAGAGCCAGAUUUUGGAAGGUCUGUUCGAAGUUGAAGGGUGGGUGUUUUUUUUUUGUUAUGUUUUCGGUUAAUGGGGACAGUUGAGAGUCAAAAUUAAAUUACGUUAAAUUUAAUUAAAUCUACUUGAAGUGGUGAUGCCCCCCCGGUACGCAAACGCUUUCUGCCCCGACAAGGUUAUGUUGAGUAAUAGUAAUGAGCCCGAGAUGGUCCCUCGAGGUCCGAAACCGAUUAUCAGUAUCAGGGUGCCAUCGGCCACUCCUAGGUCCUAGGUCAACUGAUGUGCUAAAGGGACAUCGGUUAUCGACGAUCGGCAGUUAGGGAAACGCCCGGGAACAGUUUGUUGAAGAGCGUAGGAGCGAAGCAUAAGCGAAGCAGCAUAAAACAAAAAACUGGGGCACUUUAACUUCCCAACAAGCAGUAAAGGAAAACAAUGGCUUCCUAGCGUAUAAUCCCGCAGUGCGUUGCCGGCAGUAGUUUCGGAGGGACUUGUGUAGGUGUGCGACUGUGAGCGGUUGUACGUACGUUAUACCCAGCUUUACCAUCUUCCCCAUUUUCACUAACUCAUCAAAUCUUCCGAACGGUUGUAAUGGACUGGUCAAAAAUAAAGUUUGCUAAUAACCAUCAUCA